AUGACGACCGAACCCAACAACCCGACUAGCAACCCAGCUCCAACAGGCAGCCACCCGCCCCCCUACGAAGCCCCGUCCAGCAUCCUCAUCAUCGGCUCGGGCGCCUUCGGCCUCAGCACGGCCUGGACGCUGACCCAGCGGCCCGAGUUCUCGCAGACGCGCCUCACGAUCCUCGACCGCUCGCCGGAGCCGGGCGUUUUCCCCGCGCGUGACGCCGCGUCCAUCGACAGCAGCCGCAUCAUCCGCGCCGACUACGCCGACCCGGCCUACGCGUCCCUCGCCUCGCGCGCCUCGGAGCACUGGCGCCGCAAAACUACAAAUCCGGCCGACGACCUGGGCCGCGAGGGGCGCUACUCCGAGUCCGGGCUGCUGCUGGCCGCGGACGCGGGCAAUGGGGAUACCGUGCGCGUUCUCGGCGGUGCGGAAAAGACCCAGGACGGGAACACAGACGGCAAGAACAAGGAUGGCGUUGCGGCCCCGAGGACUGUACCCACGGCCCUGGGCUACGCAAAAAGGAGCUGGGUUAACGCGCUAGCUCUAGCACAGCGCGAGGGCCGCCCCUUGGAUUCCAUCAGGAUGCUCCCGUCGCCUCGGGCCAUCGGACACAUAAGUGGCACGGGCGGCGAGUUUGCAGACUGGGGGUACCUGAACGAGGGGAGCGGGUGGGCGGACGCGGAGCGGUGCAUGGACUGGCUAUACAGACGCGUGCUCGCGACGAACCGCGUCGAGUUCGUCAACGGCACGGCAGAGCGCCUGGAAACCGCGUCAGACGGGCGGGUGACAGGAGCCACAAUGAAGCCAUCAGCAGAAGAUGGGGAGAGCAGCAGGCUGUCCGCGGACCUCGUGAUAGUAGCGGCAGGCGCCUGGACGCCCUCGCUCCUCGACCUGCAAUCGCAGGCCGUGGCAACGGGGCAGGUGCUGGCCUACAUGCACAUCACGGAAGAAGAGCAGGCCAAACUCGAGAAGAUCCCCGUGCUGCUCAACAUGUCGACGGGCCACUUCAUCAUCCCGCCGUGCGACGGCGUCCUCAAGGUCGCGCGUCACGGCUACGGCUACCUGAACCCAAAGACCGUCACCUCGAAGCCGCUGGGUCCCCACCCCAGCUCUAACACCAAGUCCGAACCCACUACCACCAACACCUCCAAGACCGAUACCAACACAAACUCCCGCCCCCAGACCAUCUCCCAACCCCACACCCACCUAAACGACCCCACCCUCGCCAUCCCCCCCGAGGGCGAGCAGGACCUGCGCCGCGCCCUGCGCCGCCUGGUCCCCUGGCCCGCGCUGCACGACCGGCCCUUCUUCCGGACCCGGCUUUGCUGGUAUACCGACACGUCCACAGGCGAUUGGAUCGUCGACUACGUGCCCGGGCGGCAGGGGUCGAUCUUCAUCGCUACUGGUGGUAGCGGCCACGCAUUCAAGUUCCUGCCCGUGCUGGGGGACAGCGUGGUCGACUGCAUCGUGGGCCGGCGCCCGCCCGAGUUUGCGGACAAGUGGGCUUGGAGGGGUGGUGGUGGUGCGCUCAGCCGCAGUGAUGGGAAUGCUGCGGAGGAAGAUGUCGAGGAGUCCAUUGCUACGGAGGAUGGGAGCAGAGGAGGCAGGACCGGGCUGAUAUUACAAGAGGAAUUAGAUCGGGCGAGUCAUGAUUGA
This is a messenger RNA of Anthostomella pinea, 1650 nucleotides long. The record is from the annotation of a GenBank genome assembly. Lineage: Eukaryota; Fungi; Ascomycota; Sordariomycetes; Xylariales; Xylariaceae.